GCUGCUUUACGCUACGUUUAAGUUUUGAUUUUAGAAUUAAUUACUUUGUGUUAUUGUUUAUGUUUUAGGGGCGUAUACUGUAAUAAGUAAUAAUCAAAGCUGUUGUUAAAUCAUUAUCAUAAAAAAUGGGCGAAGAAACAAAUAGUAACGUUAAAGAAAUUAGAGAACUAUACUCCAUGUUCCAUCAGGAAUACAUAAUUAUGGCAGAAUAUCGUAUGCUGCAAACUGAAAAUUUGGAAGGAAUUUAUGUUAUACCGUCAUAUGAAAACUCAUUUCAGUGGUUUGGUGUAGUCUUUGUGAGAGCAGGGUUUUAUGAAGGUGGAGUGUUUAGAUUCACCCUUACAUUACCUGAUAAAUUUCCCAAUGAAGAAGUCCCUGUUUUAGCAUUUACUUCACAUUUAUACCAUCCUGCAGUUGAUGCCAACACAGGCAUUCUUAAUCUGAGCCAAGUUUUCCCUGAAUGGGACAGAAAAAGGAACCAUAUAUGGCACAUCUUGAAAUAUCUACACCUAAUAUUUCAUAAUUUGAACAUGAAAACACCCACUAAUGUAGAAGCUUCAGUAGCGUAUAAAACAAACAGGAAGAUUUUCACUGAAAAAGUAAAAGAGUGUGUAGUUGCCAGCAUUGACCAUGUUUAUGAUGAACCACCAACGGAAGACAAGCACUACAUAACAUUUAAACCCUAUGACUCAAAAAUCCAUGACUCUGCAAGACAUCAAAUGCUGAAACCAUCUACACCAGAUGAAGGCAUGAAUCAGGGCAUGUCAUGGGUGCAACCAGGAUCUUACCAGCCGUUCUCCAAGGAGGAAACCACAUAAGCUAUUAUAAUCAGUAAUAUUUAUACAGAUUAUUAUACAGCCAUAUUGAACACCUGUGAUAAAGAAGCAAUUACAUAUUAAUAGCAACCAAUUGAUAUCAAAUAUUUCUUCAGAGGUAAUAAUUAACACUUUCACUACCAGACAAAAAACGGCGCACUACCCCAGAAACCGGUAGUCUAUAGCAGCAUAUAAAACAACCCGCCCAGCGGGUUGUCGGGCAUCUGAGCAAAGUUCACGAGCGCCCACCAGGUGGGUUCCUGGUAGUGAAUGUGUUACAAGUAUUAUAAAAGUUUAUUUAGAUAUCACAGGGACACAGCAGCAAGCAAGACUAAUAAAACAUCACUAAAGACCAUUGUGUGUUUGAUAAAGUUUAUUAGCACAGGUGCUGUGACUAUUUUACAGUAUUUAAUAAUAUUUGUUAUGAUUCUUAAGUUUAAGAGAACUAGUUAACAUUUUGUACAAGUAAUUCUAAUAUCAAUAACAAUAUAUUUAUUUAGCUAAUCGG
Messenger RNA from Cydia fagiglandana, 1323 nucleotides. It is a transcript of the gene peo, whose product is annotated as AKT-interacting protein. The coding region runs from base 126 to 818 and encodes 230 amino acids. NCBI's taxonomy places the organism in Eukaryota, Metazoa, Arthropoda, Insecta, Lepidoptera, Tortricidae. The record is from RefSeq and is a predicted model, not a curated record. The transcript is spliced from 5 exons.